AUGGACGAAGGUUAUAUGUGGAAACUUUCAUCAGGGAGAAUAGUUGAAAAAGAGUUGCUUAAACUCGGAAAUGAUUUGGUGUUUGAACAUGCCAUUCAUUCCUUUAUCCUUGAUGUUGAAGAUGAGUUAAUUAUGGAACAUUUCACUGAGAAAGAACUCGAGGAGAUAGAAGGCACAACUAUCCCGGUGGUACCCGAUAUUUCGGACGAAAUUGACAAUUUUUUGAGUAAAUUCCUCGGCAAGACAAACUUAAACGAAAUCCGACAGAUAAUAAAAGAAUCAAAGUUCGGGGAAAGUACGAGUGUGCCGAUGGCAACACGUAAGAAUAAAAAAGUCAAAAGGAAACCAGGUGAACGUCGGAAAAUUGGACGUAGAGGGGAUUGGACACUUAGAGCCGUAGGCAACGGUAACAAAGAUGAGUUUGGGGCGGGAGAGAGGAUAAAUUGGGACAAAGAUGCGCGCAAAAAUAUCCAGACCAUCGGAAUUAUACACGAAGGUCUUAUGAUGUCAUUGGUAUAUGCCGACAAUCCGAAAGGAUACGUCUGCAGAUUUCGUCGUAGCAACCAUAUGGAAGUACCAGAUACGGCGGAAAAAUUUGAUUCAAUCUUGUCAAUAUUGGCAUCUGUCCUGAUUGCAAAGGGUACCGAAAGCGACCUCGAGAGGAAGAUCACCAUCAGAUGCCUGCAUGCUUAUCAACUCCGAUGA
This is a messenger RNA of Acaulospora colombiana, 705 nucleotides long. NCBI's taxonomy places the organism in Eukaryota, Fungi, Glomeromycota, Glomeromycetes, Diversisporales, Acaulosporaceae. The record is from the annotation of a GenBank genome assembly.